UACAAAUCAGCUGUCCACGACGCUCUCUCAAAAUUUUGUAAACGUUCUGGCGUAUUAUUUUAUUUAUUUUGGUUUCGUUUCUGUGCAAUCUUUCGGUCAAAAAGUAUUUUCAGAACGCAGUAACGUUCUCAGGAAUCCUGGCUGUUGAAACUCGGUCAACUUAAAUCACUGCACCAAACAAAACAGUACAAACACAUCAGCGGUCCACUGCUGGGCAAAAGUGAUUCGCAUAUGCCUUAACCAAAAUAAACAUUUUUUACCGGAUUCGUAAUGCCAUUAAAUUGUUAAGGAUUCCCUAGUCAUGAGUGGACCAAGGCAGCCAGGAGAUUCGGCAGGAAUAGCUCCGGCAACCGCUGGCGGGGACUCCGCCAAUUGGCCAUCAAGGGACUUCAACGGCGGAGGACCGGGAAACUCUGGUUCGAGCGGCAACAACUGGCGACAGAACAACUCAAUGAAAUAUAAUUCGCGACCCUGGCAUCGAGGCCGUGCGGACAGUGGUCCCUUUAACAACAGAGUGUGGACUAAUCAUAAUCAAAGACAUUCGCCGUACCCUCGACAAAACUACGGAAAUCGGGAUAACUCUAAUAACCAUAACUUAAAAGAGAAACGCCAGGAGAGAGAUUAUACCAAGAGAACUGAUUUUCAGCACCGUAACCCAAGAUACAGAGGUCAACAUUUCAGGGGCCAUAAUCACAGAAAUCAGCCUAGGAGGAGUGAAGAUAAUUCCUCCAAAUCGCCUUAUCAUUAUGAAGAAAGUGGUGAACAUCAAAGCAGAGUCCCAAGCGACAUUAACAAAAAUAAAGAACCAAACUGUGAACCGAAAAGCGACGCUUCUAAAGCCGGAGAAUUAGAGGAUAAUCAAAGUGGUAUAAUUUAUCAAAUAAAUCAAAGCGGAAGCCAAGACAAAACAACAGCGCAAAAAGAACAAAGUGCAGAGGAACCGAUCACAGAUACCAAUAAUUCAGAAAAAUGCUUUAAUUCCGAUAAGUCUGAGGUUAACAAGAUUGCUGGGACAUCUCCCAAUAAAGAGCAAUUAAUUUUGUCCAUCUCCAGUGACGAAGAUUCUAAUCAAUUGUAUCCUCGUAUCCAAGUGCGUCCCCUGACUCAACUGCUGAAACAGGAAAUCUUGGCAGUUACUCAGGAGAAUCGUCUUGGCAAAGGUCCUCUUUUAAGUCCUUCUGCAUCCGUUCCCCCUGCAAGUCCCAAUCGAUUGGCUCAAAAACCCAAUCUUAGAAAUCGCCGACGGACAGUGAGUAACUGUAUUCAAAAUGGAUCAAAUCCCAGUACCAGCCAGGCCGGAACGGAAGCAAAUAUUAAUGAUCGCAUUGCUAGUAUGGACAAAGAGAGUCUUAAGAACAUUAUUAACAAUGGUGAUCCUAUCUACGACGAGCACUUAAAGCUUCAGGCUCGAAGACGUUUACGCGAAGAGAUCCGUCGACAGCUAAAGAAUAUCGAGUUGGAGCAGCCCAAGGAUAAUCUGGUUACGGAACUUGUCGAGGACGAAAUCGUAGAUGCCAUUAAAUUGCCCGAACUUCUGCUGCAGGAGAUAGGAAAGUGUUUUGGCAUAGACAUAUCAGAGGGUCAGAACACACAGAACUCUGAAGGGAAUAAUCAAGAUACACCAAACAGAAAAGCCAACGAGGAAUGUUUAGUUCCAGUCGAAAACAGCGAGGAGUGCAGAACAGAAAGUGGUAGCAGCAGCAGUGUAGUCAAACUAGAAGAGAGUGAACCUCCUGGUAGAGUAUUACCAUCGAGUGAAAACAAGACAAAAAGUACUAUCAAAGAUAUCAACCAGUGCAUUAAAGUUGAAAACCUUUUAAUCAAAGAACCGGUCUGUGCAAUUGAGAGUAAAAAUGGUAAUGAUAAAAACAAAGAUUCUGAAAAUGUCACUACAAUCAGUAAACCUCUAAGUGAAGAUGAUAAAAGGCGUAAAGAAGUCUUACAAGAAAGUAAUAACAAAAAAAGUCCUAAAAAGAACUUCAAGAAUUCCCUUAAUGGAAAGAAAAUAAAAUUUAAAAAAGGAAAAAAGAAAAAACCUAAGGCUAAAACUCUUCAGUCUGGGUCACAACAAGAAGUGGCGGAAUCCUUCGAUUCCAUGAAAAGGUCCAAUGAUCCUAACCCCAGACUGAAGGCAGCCGAUGAAAUUGAAACAUUGGCCGGUAUACGUCUAAACACGAAUCAUUCUUCCUUGUUGCCAAGCUCAACUUGUGAAAUUAUUCCAAAUAGCUUAGAAACCUCAAGUUUAACAGGUGAUGAAUUAAAACCAAGUCAAUCACCAACAAAAACAUUAAAAAAGAUUAUAGUGGAAUCCGCUAAUUCUGAAAAGGAAAUCACUUCUGACAUCACUUUGCCACUUAAUACGCAUGCUAAAAUGGAAAUCAAAAGGGAGUCUAGCAGCUCACCAAUUUUAGUAUUACCUUUAGUAUCGAAGGAAGUAAUUGAUCUUCUGAGCUCAUCUGAUGAAGAAGAGGAAAAAAUGUGCGUAGAUAACACUGAUAAACAAAUUGCAUUACAAGCUGAUGAUCAAAAUUUGAAUGUGCAAGAACGCAAACCUCCGACUGUGGAUGAUCUAACCAGUGAUCAUUCAAACAGCUCUCAGUGCAGCAGCGAGUCCACGAAAAGGAGGCGGAAGUUGAAGCUCCAAAACGAUGCUGAAAAUGUAGUGGAUAGUUUCGAGAAACUGAUCCUUCCACAUCUUCGGGAGGGCCUCAUGGAACGCUAUCGUCGCCAGCACUCCGGUAACCUGCAAAGCCGUCUGCAUUUUAUAUCCUGCGUGGUGACCAGCGCCGAGUACAAUUCACAAACGUUUAGCAAAAUCGAGGUGGCCAAAAUCCAGAUGAAUCUCAAAGCAGCCGACAAUCGCCAAGCUAUCGAAUUUCUCCUAAGGGAGAUUGUCAACGUGGUAAAUCUGCAGAAGCAGCGCCGUCGGGAACAGGAGGAGGAGCAGAAGUUGACUAGUUUACUUAGCCCAAGAAAAGCUGAUUCUUCAUCAUCGCCAGCUCGACAAAGUGCAGGAGCUCUUUCUACCUCCCCAAGUAUAUCAUCCCGGAUAGGGAACCAAUCUUCUGCGUCCCGCCAAAGUACUCCAGUUGAAUCAUCCCACAAGAGUACUCAAUCUUCUCCAAACCGAAACAGUUCACCAUCCGUUGAUAAAUGUGAAAGUCCUCCCGGCACCAGUGAAGUCAAGCGCCAGAAUCAGGAGCCAUUUCCCGUCGGACUGCCAUUUUCGGCCAUGGAUUCCCGAUUUUCCGGCGGUGGUUUAUCGCGUGUAGGUGUAGGAGGGGCGGAUUUAUCCGAGCCUAUAGCUCAAUUGGGUGACAUGAUGGCCCAGAGCCUGGCUGAUAUUGAUCGCCGUCUGCUGGAAAAUCAAAACCGUCGCAGCAUUCUCGAGGAAAUGAUCAUGAAGUUCCAGAAGGAGAAGUCUGACCUGGAGAUACUCAGUUUGGAGCUGCAAAGUCGCAAGUUUUUGUUGAUCAACUCGAUGAUUUCCCAAAAUCAGGCCUCUUCUACGCCAGUCGUUAACCCCAGAAACUCACCGCCUAAAGCUUCUACUAGUCAGGAAUCUGCACAGGACGAGGGUUUCGCCAAGGGAGGGAUAGCCAAGCGAACUAGAAGUAGAACUAAAUUGAGAAGAGCUGUGUUGGUAAAACUAGUGCCCAAACGACAGGUAAGGGUACAGAAACGUGUUCGUAAGAAACACAAAUCAGACGAACUAAUAGCCCAAUUGAGGCAAGAAAUUGCUGACCAAGAGGAAAAGAACAAAACUAGCGAAGAAGAAGCCAAAGAAUCGGGAUCUGAACUCAAAGUUCAAUCAAAUUUGAAGGAUGAGCAGCAGGAUGAGCCUAUGUGUGAAACCGAAUCUGCACCCACCGCCAAACCAACGCAAUCGCGACUUGGCAAACCGAAAGCAAGUGUUGCCGGCAAUCAGACCCAUCAACCGCUGGCUAUAAUACCACCGCUACCACCUCCGCCACCGCCUCCUGAACCGAUCUGUCACAUGUCCUACGACUCUGAGCACUGGUCAGAACUCAACUCUCAAGAGGAUUUCAAGCUUGGAUUUAUACCCAAGGGGAAAUUGGAACAAAUUCAAAGUCCCAUCACACAAAUUAAGAUCUACAGGGAGUACGUGAUAGCCGCAGCAGAGGAUGGGGAUAUCUACAUGUUCCACCUGGUCAGUCACAAGCUGGAGCGAAAGAUCACAAAGCACAGCGAGGCGAUAACAAAUAUGUAUCUCAGCGAAAAGGAAUCCUUGCUGUACACCACUUCACUAGAUGGCUUUUUUAAAAAGUCCUCCCUAGAGAACUUGGAGCGUGUCAUUGAAACGGUAUACUUUAAGGAACCGCUGCAAUCGAUUGACAUCGCCUGGGGAUUGGCCUUCAUUGGCAGUCGAUGGGGUCUUAUCUCUACAUUCAACGUGGUGACAAACAAGGUGAUGGAUAAGCCAUUGGCUUCAACCUGCCAAUCCAUUAUUGCCAUUAAGGCCACCAAAGAAGGUGUUCGAAAGAUCUUACUCCUCGGAUGCAAGGGAAACUUCGUCCAAAUGCGGGAUGCAGCCAACGGGUUGCUGCUGCGUAACGUGUGCAUUUCAGAGGGCUUGAAUGUCUACAGCCUGCUCUUAAACGAAGGUCACAUUUACUGUGGCACUCAGCGAAACGAGAUCUUUCAGUUGGAGUUUGAUACUGGCAACUUGGUUACCAAGUUGAAAUGCGGCAAUGGUGCUGUAUCCAUAGUGUCCUACAAAGAGCGAUAUUUGCUGGUUGGCUGUUACGAUGGCUUUAUAUAUGUCCUGGACAAAAUAACUGGAACGCAAGUAGGCCGUUUUGAGGGCGCUGGCCGUUUGGUUUUGGCCUUAGCAGUAGCAGGCGAUAAAAUCGUCACAUCUUCAAAAGACAAUUCGCUGGAAAUUCUUGAAGUGCCCGCAGCCAUGGUAAAUGGAUAUUGAGACGCUUAUCGGAACUUGUAUAAAUCAGUUUUAAU
Drosophila ficusphila is the source of this 4977-nucleotide messenger RNA. Its product is annotated as zinc finger protein 106. NCBI's taxonomy places the organism in Eukaryota, Metazoa, Arthropoda, Insecta, Diptera, Drosophilidae. The transcript is spliced from 8 exons. The coding region runs from base 302 to 4942 and encodes 1546 amino acids. The record is from RefSeq and is a predicted model, not a curated record. Gene Ontology annotation, molecular function: protein binding; RNA binding.